CGUGUUGUGAGGGCGUGAGCGUUAUGAGGGAAGAUGAAAAAUUUUCGCAGCAGACUUUUCGCGCACUGGUAAAGAAUCCUUAGAAAAAUGUUCAUGGUACAUGUUUAAAUGUUGGGUAAAGGAGUAGAAUAGAGUCGAGGUGUGUUGUAGAAGUCAUUCUUGUUGUCAUGUUUGGAUUUUGCGGAACGUGGCCGAAACCAAGUUGGCUGUGAAAGCCUUUCUUCCUUGUAGCGUUUGAUGGAUUAUGAGCUCUGGUAAAACGUCGCACUACAGCCAUUUAUCAGGAGAAGCGACAUCCACUGCAAGCAUCAGCGCCUGUUCGUCUGAUAUCAACCACACGGUCAGAAUGGAGAGCACAUUCGGGCCGACGUUUUCAGGAGUUGCCCCAGUUAGCAAAGCUGAGACAUCCAGUAAUUAUAAACAGCACCGUCGAACACCUUCUACCUCCAGCACGCUGACUUUCUCCGCUCGAGACGAUGACGACGGCAUGCCACCCAUCGGUACUUCACGUGGUUCGGACUCGGCCAUCUCCGUUCGUUCUCUUCACUCGGAGUCCAACAUGUCCCUGCGCUCAACUUUCUCCCUGCAUGAAGAAGAGGAGGAUACGGAUCCGCAGGUUUUUGCUGAGCAGCCUUCAGUUAAACUGUGCUGUCAGCUGUGCUGUAACGUGUUUAAAGACCCCGUCAUCACCACAUGUGGGCAUACCUUCUGCAGGCGAUGUGCCUUAACCUCCGAGAAAUGCCCAGUGGAUAACUCGAAGCUCACCGUGGUGGUGAACAACAUUGCUGUGGCCGAGCAGAUCGGUGAACUCUUCAUUCACUGUAAAUAUGGUGUACGUCCCACCGCUUCAGGAAAACCAACUGCCUUUGAGGUGGAUCCACUCGGCUGCCCUUUCACCAUCAAACUCAGCACCAGAAAAGAUCACGAGGUGAGCUGUGACUACCGGCCGGUGCGCUGCCCGAAUAAUCCCAGCUGUCCUCCCCUGCUCACUAUGAACCUGGAGGCUCAUCUGAAGGAGUGUGAACACAUCAAGUGCCCACAUUCAAAAUACGGAUGCACGUUCAUUGGGAAUCAGGACACGUAUGAGACGCACCUGGAGGCGUGUAAGUUUGAGGGGCUGAAGGAAUUCCUGCAGCAGACAGACGAUCGCUUCCAUGAGAUGCAGGUGACUCUGGCUCAGAAAGAUCAGGACAUUUCCUUCCUACGCUCCAUGCUGGGCAAAUUGUCAGAAAAACUUGACCAGCUCGAGAAAAACCUGGAGCUCAAGUUUGAUGUGCUGGAUGAGAACCAAAGUAAACUAAGUGAAGAUCUGAUGGAAUUUCGUAGAGACGCCUCGAUGCUUAACGAUGAGCUUUCACAUAUUAAUGCCAGGCUUAACAUGGGCAUCCUCGGCUCCUAUGACCCGCAGCAGAUCUUCAAGUGUAAAGGCACAUUUGUGGGUCAUCAGGGUCCGGUGUGGUGUUUGUGUGUUUACUCCACCGGUGACCUGCUCUUCAGCGGCUCCUCAGACAAAACCAUCAAGGUUUGGGACACUUGCACCACAUACAAGUGCCAGAAAACUCUGGAGGGCCACGAUGGCAUUGUGUUAGCGCUGUGUAUUCAGGGGAAUAAGCUGUACAGUGGCUCAGCAGAUUGCACCAUCAUUGUUUGGGACAUCCAGAACUUGCAGAAAGUGAACACAAUCCGUGCACAUGAUAACCCAGUGUGCACGCUGGUCUCGUCACACAACAUGCUCUUCAGUGGCUCGCUCAAAGCAAUUAAGGUGUGGGAUAUUGUGGGCACGGAGCUGAAGCUGAAGAAAGAGCUCACUGGUCUGAAUCACUGGGUGCGAGCUCUGGUCGCAUCUCAGAAUCACCUCUAUAGUGGUUCCUACCAAACCAUUAAGAUUUGGGACAUUCGUUCUCUUGAGUGCGUCCAUGUCCUCCAGACCUCUGGGGGCAGCGUUUACUCCAUUGCGGUCACCAACCACCACAUAGUGUGCGGCACGUAUGAGAACCUCAUCCACGUGUGGGAUAUCGAGUCUAAAGAGCAGGUGCGCACACUAACGGGACACGUAGGGACCGUUUACGCUCUGGCCGUCAUUUCCACUCCGGACCAGACCAAAGUGUUCAGUGCCUCCUACGAUCGCUCACUUAGGGUGUGGAGUAUGGACAACAUGAUCUGCACGCAGACUCUGCUGCGUCAUCAAGGCAGCGUCACCGCACUGGCCGUCUCUAGAGGGCGCCUGUUUUCUGGAGCCGUGGACAGCACUGUGAAGGUGUGGACCUGCUAAAAGAGGAACAACUUCUAAAAUCACACAGUGGACCUUUAGUUACUUCCAGCGGUGUGUAAAAACUGUGAUUACGUGGUGAAGCUGCAUCACUUUUAAAGACAGCAGCCUGAGCAGGAGUGACCUUUUUCCCUGUAUUGAUCUGUUUCUUGUGAUGUGGACACGACUUAUCUUGGCUCACACAGCCUUGGACCAGGACUACGGCAUCGCCUUAAACCACUCCAAAUGACCAGCGUGUAAGAGUCAGCAGUGAUGAGACUGAAUAUACGGUUCUGUAUAUAGACAUUUCACUCGGUUAUAAUGGUGGCUUCUCUGAACAGCAAGUCACGAUGUGAUUAAGCAUGUCUGAGAUGCCUUCUCUACUAGGACUCAGCAAUUAGAUCAUCUGAACUGACCACCUUAACUUUUCUCCACUAACGUUAUAAACUGUUUACGAAGCAUCCUGCACAGGUCUGGGAACAGAGCUUCGAUAAUAAUUCAGUUGCUUCUAGAUUGAAUUAUGUUACGCGAAGUGCUCACUACACAAGUUUAGCCUUGAUUUUGUGCUCAUCAUUAAUCAUGUGUUCACACUGGCAGCCACGUGAUGUGACAAAACAGGCCAGAGUCACGUACAGCCAUGACGCACGGUUAGUGUUUAACACUUCAGAGAAUGUGUGAGCAGCCAGAGAUGUCAUGCCAUUUUCCAGCAUGUUGGAAACAUUGGGUAAUAAAUCUCAGCAUGUGAGCACAGUAUGAUGUAACGAGUGACGGAGAGCGAGACAGGAAAUGUGGACGAGCAAGAGGACAGCUCUCAUGGUGAAGGACACUGAGGUCCGUGUGGAACAGGAAAUGGAGGGAGCAGGUGUAGCAACGACUACAGCAAACUGCUCAUGGCUUCGUUUUAGCAAAGUCACAUGAUCAAGUUACAAACAGCUAAUCAGUAUUCACUGUUGCAACGCCAAUUUCCAAACCUAGUCCUGAGAGCCAAAUGAUUCCGUAAGUGGAGGUGGAAAAAAAAUGAAUAAAACCUGUUCAUAUGAUGCCAAAUCACAGGUUUUUCAUACGAGCAGCUUUGUGACUAACAUUUGAUAUUGCCAAGUGAGAUUUCUUUCUUUCUUUUUUUUUUUUUUUUUUUUUACUGUAUAUACUUAAUCACCUAAUUAAUCAGCAGCACACCAUGUUGAUGGAAAAAUGAAGUUUUCAGUGCAUCAUUGUCCACUUCCUAGUAAUCGAGUCCACUUGGCCAUCUUCAUCAGCUUGAAUGAAGUAGAUGAGGGAUGGAGUGAAUAUCACUCUAGACUGCUGUUUCUUUUUGAAAUGGUGGAUGAAGCUGUUUAUACAUAGCAAUAACAUACUUCAUAUAGGAUUUUUUUCUAAAUCGCUCUGCCUCCUCUACAAGUCCUGCAUUCAUUACUGCAGUUAAACUUGUGUAGCUAGCUAAAAAUUCUUCUGUAUAGCUAGCAGAGGAGCGAGCGAGCGAGUGAGCUGAUUAACACGUCUGCUUGUGUUGCUAGUGCACACUCUUGAUGUAAACGUUUGUCGGGGAGGGUGUGUUAAACAGUAUUGAAACACUGGGUCUUUGAACUAUUAACCCAAAUUCUUACUGUAUUACAGCUGAUGACAGAGCAGUGCUAUGAGCAGCUCCAGCUUUGGCGUGUCUGUGUUUGUGUGUGUCUGUAAUGCAGAAUACACACCGCAACAGGUCCAACUGUCUGGGCGUCUCACCACGAACUGCACUGGUGUUUUAUUCAGUCACACAUGCACUUCUAACAUAUAGUGUUAAUCAUCGUUGACUCAGUUAUUCCACUCCUUUGUGUUAUUGUAUCUACUGCUCUCAGCCAAUCAGAACGCACUGUACUGGUGUAAACAGUAGACAAGUGCCGAUUAUACGUUUCCAUUGUUGUUGAUAAUUGCCUACAUUUUUAUCAUGGUUCAUGACAUUAUCACAAUAUUGAAUAAAUUGUUCUGAUGAA
Pangasianodon hypophthalmus (striped catfish) is the source of this 4221-nucleotide messenger RNA. RefSeq names its product TNF receptor-associated factor 7 (gene traf7). Gene Ontology annotation, molecular function: protein binding; zinc ion binding. The record is from RefSeq and is a predicted model, not a curated record. Gene Ontology annotation, cellular component: nucleolus. The transcript has 22 exons. Lineage: Eukaryota; Metazoa; Chordata; Actinopteri; Siluriformes; Pangasiidae. Bases 245 to 2272 code for a protein of 675 amino acids. Gene Ontology annotation, biological process: Notch signaling pathway; ribosomal large subunit assembly.